UUGGCCGCCCCGUUCGGUUCGUUCUACUACUGCGUUCGUCCGUUCGUUCGUUCGUACGUUCGCGUAUCCCUGGCCGACGGAGCUCGUGCAGAGUGCUCGCUAACGUCUGCGAGACCCGUCUCGCUCGUCGCGCACGACUUCGUACGGCGAAUAUUCAGCUCGCUAUCGUCGUGCGCGAGCGUAAUCCUUUUCAUCCCGAAAAUUGCGAAUUUCCGAAGCUUUCGCAGCGCCUCAAACAGAUCUCCAACCAGUCCUCGCCCUUCGUUCUUUUCCGGCCCGAUGGCUUAACCGGCCGGUCGAGAAAAAAAAAGAGGUACCUGGUUUUUACUCGGGUGACAACGACGAGAAGGAAGGGAUCUUUUACGACACGGAAUCCGCGAUAUCUCGCUCGUCUUGUCGCGCGACGUGCGUGAUCCUCGCGCGAAAGAUACAUUACAUACACGUCAUGCUACGCGUCUGUCAUCGGUGAGGGAAGUCGUGUUGUGAUACAGUCGCGCUGCUGGAUCAGUGCCACGUUGAAGACCGUCGCCAAUGACAAUGUCGUGGAUAACGACGACGACGACAAUGACGACGACGACAGUGUCUGGCGCGAAAAGCGACGACGGUGAUGGAAAAUUGAGUGCGCAGUGAUUCGAGGGAAGAACUGCUACGACGACUGAAAACUGCGUGCGUGUGAAUGCGUGGCAGCGUACGUGUGUGCGCGCGCGUUCAUCACAAUCAGGACACGCGUGCACCGUGUCGCGCGUACUCUCGACGACGUCCUGCUCGUCGUUGAGACCAACCCUCCUCUUGGUACACCUAAGUGAGGCGUUCAACGUGGCCGAUCCUUGGACAUGGUGAGGGGGCAUGUUGGUGUGUCGGCGGUUGCUGCUGAUCGCAGCCGCGAUUGCGGCCUCGAUCGAGGCUGGCUCGGCUAGUUACCACUCUCUCGGUAUCUCGUCGUCGGAUUACUCCGGAUACCCGAGCGGAUACGCGGUCUAUUCCGGCGCGACGUCACCCGAGUCCUCGUCGUCGUCGAGCUCGUCGACGUCCAGCCCGACGUCGGAGCCCGCUGGCGGCAACGGCGAGUCGUCCUGCCGACCGUCCGAGUUCCAAUGCGGCACCAGCGGACAUUGCGUCGCGCAGGACAAGUACUGCGACGGCGAGAAUGACUGCGACGACAAGUCCGACGAGCCGAGAUACUGCACUCCUUGCAAUCGGACGUUGUACGGUGACGUCGGUCGGACCUACAGGGUGGAGAUACGCCGACCUAGGGAGGAUCGACUGCCAUUCCUGUGUCAUCUCAACUUUACUGCCGCUGGAUCCGAUCUUGGGGAUCUAGUCCAGUUAACUUUUGAUACCUUCACGGUUGGCCGCUUUCUAUCUUUUACGUCGGAAGGAUGUCCAGAUGGUUUUAUGACUAUUCGCGAGGAAGGUCGUCCUGCGACAGGAGGACAAUGGUGCGGCAGCGCGUGGGGCUACACCGUCUAUUACAGCGAAACUCCUUCCAUCAAUCUGACUUUAUAUUUACUACGUUUAUCAGAACAGGGAAUCGGCUACAACUUCGACUUCAAGCUGUCGUACAAGUUCCUGAGAAGAAGCGAAGCACAUCUCAGAUACGGAAACAGCAGUAUGUCCACAUGGCGCGGCGAGCUGGUGAACGGCACGUAUUGCGAUCGUGUCCUCACCAAAUGCGAUACUAGAGCUUGCCGACUACAGUCACCGAAUUAUCCCGGAGUUUACCCCAGGAAUGUCACUUGCUACUAUCGGGUGGAGCAAAACCGCGCGCCAGUGGGCCAUCGAGCUUUACUCGCCGUUAGUCAACGAAACAGUCACAAGAUACACAUUAAGGACCAGGUCGUCAAGUACGACAGAAGUCAACGAGUGCUUAGGGUGUGGGAUCAGUGUAACGUCGUGCAAGACUACUUAACGGUAUAUGACGGAGGUUCAACCUCAGAUCGUGUGCUCGUAAGAUUGUGCGGAGGAGACGCGGUACCCGACAUCGUCAGUAGUCACAAUACGAUGUUGUUGGAGUUUCAUACAUCCCCGUACGACAAUCCGUUUCAUCCAGUUCCAUUGUCUUUCCUGCCGGGAUUUGAACUCGAGGUUCAGGUGAUCUUUGUCGAUGAAAAAUCUCGAAGUUUUGUGAAGGAAAACGAGAACUGCGAUUUUUAUAUAUCCGGCGACGAGAACUCAUCGGGCAUUCUGGAAAAUCCGAAACAUUCUUUACCGCCAAAUACUACCUGUCGUUAUCACUUCCAAGGAAAGCUUAAUGAGAUCGUUUGGUUAUCGUUCGUUAAAUAUUAUGCCGCCACCGUGGAAGCGGCUGCAAAUAUCGAUACUACUGCUGAUUGCAACGCAAAGCUUCUGAUAUGGGAUGGUGAUAUCACUAUGGACAAACUCGCUUCUAGUCGAAAAAAUGUUACACUGAUGGGACAGUUCUGUAAGGACGACAUACCGCGGUUGUGCGACCACAGUUUGCUGCGCAACAGUAGCCGUCACACGCGACCGUGCAGUCUCGCAGAGAGUUACGUGUCGACCGGCCGCGAUCUCACCCUGGAACAUAUAUUGCGCCAGGGUAGUGCGCUCUAUCCGAUAAGUUUCGUGCUACGUUACGAGUUCGUGCACGAAGCCAUUUCGUGCAACCACGUGUUCACCUCAACGUCGUCGACCUCAUCCACGUCUUCCACAUCAUCCCUAUCGUCAUCUUCCUCCUCUUCUUCCUUGUCUAAUACCGGCAAAUUCGCAUCACCAAAGAGCGUUUUCUUCUACGGUCGUGGCGGGGCUCAGAAUCUGAGCUGCGUAUAUAAAUUUGAGGCCGAGCCCGAUCACAGGAUAGAGUUGACUUUCGUCAAGGCAUCCUUCGGCGGUAAGGACUGCACAUCCGACAUAGACCAGUUGGUGAACCGAUGGACGUGCAAUCGGCGCAUGGCAGAUGUUAAAAAGUUUGGCAUGGCGAAUCUAGUUGUCGCAGAAUAUCCUUGGCAAGGAGUCGAACUUGUUCGCGAUUGUUUUUGCUCGAACAUGAGCGAGAGAAUCAUCGUGCGAACUCUGACAUCGAACAUGGUGGAGGUCAGGUUCACUGUCACGCUCAUGAACGUUACCCAGGAUUACCGAGAUUUCUUUUUCGAGGGAGAAUAUCGUUUUGUUCCCGUGAGCGCCGACUCGAAUGAGCAUGGAUGUUCGACGAGACUCGAAGAACGACGAUUGCGCGGCACCAGCGGCGAGAUCUCAAUUAGAAGUCCUCUACUGCAGGUGAUCCCCGGCGUGGCCGCGGUAGAGGAGACCUUGACGAACAUGGAAGAUCUCACGGCGAUGCAAUGCGUGAAUGAACCGUGGCUGAUCGAACCCGAAGACGCGCGCAUCAACUUCUUGUAUUUGAGAACUGCUGGCUAUAGCAUCACCCAGGAUAACGUCGAAGAUUGUAUGACCUUGAAUAGAAUCAUCGUCUAUUCAGCUGCAAAUACGAAAGAACGCAGCGUAAUCUGUCCAGAGGGUGGCGUCGACACAGCCAGGACAGUCGACUUCUUCUCAGGCGGCUGGAACUAUAGCGCCGUGAACGCGAGCGUGGCAAUGGCACAGCAUUCCCGCAGCUUCGUUGUGGAGUUUCUCCAGCGGGAACCCGGUUUCCACGCCGUCACGUGGAUCGCGAUCUCCAAACGUUCACCAACCACAUCCAAUCUAGGCCCUAACGCAUUCGCCAUAUUACCCGAAGAAGAUUGCCCUUACAGAUGUCCAGAGAUUCAAGCGUGCAUCAGCUCGGUUCUGUGGUGCGACGGCGUCCGCCAUUGUCCUUCGGGCUUUGACGAGGAAGAGGCUAAUUGCUCCUAUCGUUUCGGGGUUACGCUGCUGUACGUCGCGGUGGGUGCCGGUGCUCUGGGUAUAUUUCUGAUCCUCUUACUGGCCACCGGUUGCCUGAAGUACUGCCUCUAUCGGCACAAGGCGCGCAAGAAGAAGAAAAAUGUCGCCCUGAACGUCAAUCAUCUCCACGUAAAUCACACCCACCACAAUAACGGCUUGACCGGAAGCCGAUUGAGUGGACGCUACAACCUAGCCACGCCCCAGGAGAUGUACCUGGAGAAUUAUGGGAAGGACAGUAUUUGUUGACAAUACGCCAUUGCCAAUAUCGAGACCACCGUGUGAAUAGUCAUGAUUUUUAAAUGCCUACCUCGCUCUGGCCCCCUCCCUUCCUUUACCUGUUUCCGCUACCCCUGAAGUAACGGACCGGAGUGUACGGCAGCCAGACACUCCCAUCCCAAAAGCACACACAUUACACGCGCACGUGCAUACACACACAUACAUAUACAUACUCUUGCAGUAAUCGUACGAAAUCCCGUAGAAUAUAUCCAAAGCACAUAGAAGCGAGCGCACGAGAUGAAGCAUUCAAUUGGUGGCGAAGAUGGUUCCAUCAUCGAAUUCUCUGUUCCUUCAAUCUAAUCUUAUAACGAUUAGUCUACUUUGAAUAAGCAGAUUACGGUCGACUCAUUAAAUCAGGAUGGAUGACAAUCCGCUUAUCGCGCAAGAAUGGAUUGCAAGACGCCUAUAAUUCUAACGAGUCGAUGAGAGGAAGAUGUACACGCACCUCUCGUACGCUCGUAUAUAUGGCAUUUACAAUAACACCGCAGUAUCAUGGUAGGUUUAGAUAUACACGAUUUAAGAGUAACAAGGUACGCGCGAGUGGACGAAGAGCAGCGAAAUUGGCGUUUAUAUACGCACAUAUACAAUGCUUCUAAAAGACGUAGGAUAUGCUGUUUUCGUUGAGUGCACUUUCGGUCGGUUAUUGGAUGAACGUCGUAAACAUAACGUCUAUGACGCGACUAUGACGAUAAAAAUAACAAGAUGAAGAGAGAGAAGGACGAAAAUGCGAGCGCUAAAACGCGAGAGAAGCUCUUCACAGAUAGUUUUCAUGCGAAUUGAUGAGAAAAGAUAGGAUGCUAAAAGUUGUGCGAUACGCGAGUGAUAUAUUCGCGGCAUUAAACUGAGUGUAUAUUGAGAAAAGAUUGAGAAAUAUUCAAUUGUAUUCCUGAUUGCUCCUGAUUGCAUACGUCCUGAGACGACACUCGUGCUUAUCGUUAACACUAAUUUCUUGAGGUCUGCGAUUUCUUGCAAUUUCUUGAGAGAAGACGAGAAAAUCCGUUAUACUCGGAUCUUUUGCAAUUAUCUAGAUUUUAUCCAUCCGUUGAUGAAAUUAGCUCAUCAUUUGUCAAAUUAAUCACUUGAAUAUGUUACAGUGAUUCGUAUUAAGGUAACUGCAUAAAAUUGUUUUUUAUUACUAAAAGAUGAUUAUUAAAUUAUAAUAACGUCAGGAUUUAAUUAAAAUUUCACGUACAUUCGCAAAUCUAAUAGUCAACGUGACAUCCUCAGAACCACAUUAUUGGUUCUAAUGAAUAUUAUAAAGAAUUUAUUUAAAUUUAAAUGGACCCUUUAUCGAAAAAUGCCCUUUAUAAUCUUAAUCAUUAUCACAAAUAGUCUUUGCGUGUUAUCUAUUAAUGCAUUAUUUAGCUAAUUAGUCAUACAUUAUAUUGCAUUAUUAUGCAAUAUAUUAAUGCCCAUUAUAUUAUGUCAUUUAUUUAUGCAAUGAUUUAGUCAUUCGUCUCACUGUAAUUCUGUUCCACAUCAAUUCAGUGAUCAUUUUUUUUAUAUUAUCCCCUGAUCCGCGGUUUUCAACUAUCUAAACUUUAUAGGUGAUUUAUGAGAGACAGCAUGAGAUACGUAGAUAGUUCACUCGCAUUAAUCUAAUAGGUUUGGUAUCGAUGCGCGUGGCUCGAACGUAGAUAUCCAUGUGUAACUAAUUGAAUGCCGAAGAAGAGCGUGUACGCCGUAAUUCUAUUGCGAAUGCAACAAGAAUUAAGCAAACGAGACGAUUAAGCGAACAAUGGACGCGAUCUUCAUGCGUUAGCCUAUUAUAGACACUGUAUGGUAAAGCGCGUUUAAACGUACGUCUGUAUGCUGUGAUAGAAGUAAGCGUAUCAACAAUCGGAAAUAAAUCUCUCGCGUGAACUCACGUUCGCAUAUACGUAUCCUCGAAACCAUCAGCGAAGAUGGAUCGCGAUCUUUCGAUGCGAUCUUCCUUGACGUCGAUAUCUUAACGCUGUCCAGCAUAUAACUUCUAGAUCAUUAAUCGUUCGAAAAAAGAUACGUGGUCCAAACUCGAGUAAUAAGUAAACUCGAGAAAAGUUGAUUGAGAAGCGAGUUUAUAGUGAGCCAUUGGACGGAAUAGUGGUAUAAGUCGACAAAAAUAAAAGUUUGAGACGUAAAAAUUAGAGAGAAAUAAAAAAAUUCUAGAUAUAUUACUUCUCUUUUAAGAAAAAUAUCGCGAGUGAUCGCGAUAAAGCAAUUGAAUUUUAUAUCUUCGUAAACUUUUCUUGUCUAUUUCAAUGUGAGGAGAAAAAUUGCUUACACCACUGUUUUGAACAAUGGCUUGUAUAUUGCAUAAUUUUAUAUAAAAAUGGCCGUUAAAUUAGAAUUUAUUGCAAUCGCGAUUCUAACGUUUUCUAACGUGUUAAUUGUGGUAUUUUUGUACAUUUUUGCAAACUCAUAUACAUAGACUUCGUGUCACAAAGUUUAAAAAUUCCUACGCCGGUCGCGUUAAGAUAUCUUUCGCCAGUCUCAUGAAUUGCUCCGUGAAUAAUUCACUACCUAUAUAAGACAUCGUCUAUCUACACGAAUACUGCCGCAGUUAUAUUAUUUAUUCAUAAAGUUUUAUAAGUCUCUUUCUACCCGAAUACGAAAAACUGUUCGAGUAUAUGACAUAUUAUAUACUAUAAAGACAUGGAAUCCAAAAGCAAGUAACGUACUAGCGAAUAACGUAGCGUGCAUCAGAAGCGAAACUGUGCAUACGCCAAGCUCCUCGAUGUGUUAAGCGCGCGAUUGCAAUAUUAAAGACAUGUUAAAAUUUACUCUAACAUAUCGAAAGUUCGAAAUUAAUUUAAGCGCGCCUCCAUCUAAUACUACUGCCUAGCAAGACUCAAGUAGCGAUCGUUUUCAUGAAUGACGAGGAACGAUCCUUUCAAACAGAAAUUCUCUCGAAAUUCUCUCUUUUCUUUUUUUUUUUUUUUUACAAAGUGAUUCCGUCAAAAAAGAACUCAUUUCUCGUGAAAUUUUUGAUAUAUCCACGAACCGGUAGAGUUCUCUAAAUCUGUCUCUAAAUAAAUAAAUAAACGCAUAAGUCCCUCGACGAUGAAAACCAAUGUAAUACACAUAGUAAAACGCAUCGUUUCAUGGGGGACGACGAUUUAUAUUACCAAUAUCUUUCUACUGGCACGAAAUGUCGAUGUGACUCGGCCAUUAAAAAGCACGUACGAAAAGUCGUUCCUGUCUUCAUGCCGUAACUUCGAGCGAAUCAGUAUGGAAUUUGAUUUCUUCGACGGGUAAAAGUCUAAAUCGUGGAGCGUGCACGUCACAUUAUGAGAUUUAUAUGACUCGAUGUUGAUAUGACUCGACUCCACGUCUCGCGCUCAAUCGAGAAUGCGUCCUACGAUUAUGAAAAUAUAGUAAUAUGCAUGUAUGUAAGAACGUACACGAAAAAAAAAUGCCGUAGCACAAACUGGCUCGCACACACGUA
Camponotus floridanus (Florida carpenter ant) is the source of this 7543-nucleotide messenger RNA. RefSeq lists its product as uncharacterized. Bases 847 to 4086 code for a protein of 1079 amino acids. Gene Ontology annotation, molecular function: protein binding. NCBI's taxonomy places the organism in Eukaryota, Metazoa, Arthropoda, Insecta, Hymenoptera, Formicidae. The record is from RefSeq and is a predicted model, not a curated record. The transcript has 10 exons. Gene Ontology annotation, cellular component: plasma membrane.